Trifolium pratense (red clover) is the source of this 2509-nucleotide messenger RNA. RefSeq names its product scarecrow-like protein 15. The coding region runs from base 467 to 2134 and encodes 555 amino acids. The record is from RefSeq and is a predicted model, not a curated record. Gene Ontology annotation, molecular function: sequence-specific DNA binding; DNA-binding transcription factor activity. NCBI's taxonomy places the organism in Eukaryota, Viridiplantae, Streptophyta, Magnoliopsida, Fabales, Fabaceae. Gene Ontology annotation, cellular component: nucleus. The transcript has a single exon. Gene Ontology annotation, biological process: regulation of DNA-templated transcription.
UUUCUAUAACGAAGAGAUGUGUCUAAUAGAGAAUGAACUAAACUUGGAAUCUUGAUCGGAAGAGGGUCCAUAUGUGUAUAGUUUUCCACAAAGCUUGAAACAUGAUUCAUAGCCAUUAGUGGAGGGACCAAUAGAAAACCAAAAGAAGAAAAAGAAUGGAAAACACUUUCACUAUUUAAUGUGGUGUAAAAUAGAACAUGCAUGGCACCAUUCACAUGCAUGUUUAUCUAUCUAUACAUGUCAUGCUAUAAGUUUUGAUAUUAAAAGCGACCCACCCACAAGACAGCCUUUUCAUGCACACACGCAAAGAUAAAAAGGCAACGAUCAUGGCUAUCAAAAAGCCCCUCUCACUCUCUCAACUUUCACAAUCUAAAGCAAAGAACAAUAGUAACUCAAUUCAAUACAACAACAACAACAACAAAAUCAUCAUCAUAACAAUAACAUCACCUUUCUCCCAUAGCCAGCAAUGAGAGUUCCUCCUCCUGCUGUUUCUUCAUCUUCAUCGACAUCUUCAUCACCGCAACAACCAAAAGUCACUACUCAAAACAUCCUCGUUCCGGCUUCCAAUAACCCGACAACAACAACAACAACCACCACCACUACUGCCACCUUGUGCUACGAACCACGGUCUGUCCUCGAACUUUGUCGUAGUCCUAGCCCUGAAAAGAAACCAACCCAACAAGAACAACAUCAACAUAAUAAUAAUAAUAACGAAGUGGAAGAAGAAGAAGAUCAUGCUUCCUUGCCUAAUUUGGAUUGGUGGGAUUCCAUCAUGAAAGAUUUGGGUUUACAAGACGACUCUUCAACUCCCAUAAUACCUCUUUUGAAAAAUACCAAUAAUACCCCUGAAAUUUACCCUAACCAUUCUCAAGACCAAUUUGAUCAAACUCAAGAUUUCACUUCUCUCUCAGAUAUUUACUCUAAUAAUCAAAACCUGGCCUAUAAUUACCCAAACACAAACAUUAAUCUGGAUCAUUUAGUUCAUGAAUUCAAUCAUAAUAACCAACCAAACAACAACAAUAACAACAGUAAUUGGGAUUUCAUCGAAGAGCUUAUUCGUGCCGCGGAUUGUUUCGAUAACAAUAAUCUUCAAUUUGCUCAAGUGAUACUAGAGCGGCUCAAUCAACGGUUAAGAUCACCUACCGGUAAGCCGCUACACCGAGCGGCUUUUCAUUUCAAAGACGCUCUUCAAUCUCUUCUCUCCGGUUCAAACCGGACUAAUCCACCUCGUCUUUCAUCCAUGGUGGAGAUUGUGCAAACCAUAAGAACGUUCAAGGCCUUUUCUGGAAUUUCACCAAUUCCAAUGUUUUCAAUUUUCACAACUAAUCAAGCUUUACUUGAAGCACUUCAUGGAUCGUUAUUCAUGCACGUUGUUGAUUUUGAAAUUGGACUUGGAAUUCAAUACGCUUCUCUUAUGAAAGAGAUUGCUGAAAAAGCUGUUAACGGUUCGCCGUUGCUUCGUAUCACCGCCGUCGUGCCGGAGGAGUACGCCGUUGAAAGUAGGCUUAUUCGUGAGAAUCUGAAUCAGUUUGCGCAUGACCUUGGGAUUCGUGUUCAGGUUGAUUUUGUGCCGUUAAGGACUUUUGAAACGGUGUCGUUUAAAGCUGUGAGGUUUGUUGAAGGUGAGAAAACUGCGAUUCUGUUAACACCGGCGAUUUUCUGUCGCCUAGGAUCCGACGGUACUGCCGCGUUUCUUUCCGAUGUUCGGAGGAUAACUCCUGGUGUGGUGGUUUUUGUCGACGGCGAAGGAUGGACGGAGGCAGCUUCGGCAGCGUCAUUUCGCCGCGGAGUUGUGAAUAGCUUGGAGUUUUAUUCGAUGAUGCUGGAGUCGUUAGAUGCUUCGGUGGCGGCCGGAGGUGGAGGAGAGUGGGCGAGGAGGAUCGAGAUGCUUCUGCUUCGACCGAAGAUUAUUUCGGCGGUGGAAGCUGCUGGAAGAAGAACGACGCCGUGGAGAGAGGCGUUUUACGGCGCGGGAAUGAGGCCGGUGCAGUUGAGUCAGUUUGCGGAUUUUCAGGCAGAGUGUUUGUUAGCGAAGGUACAAAUCAGAGGCUUCCACGUGGCGAAACGACAGGCUGAGUUGGUGCUUUUUUGGCAUGAGAGGGCCAUGGUUGCCACGUCAGCUUGGCGUUGUUAGAAGAAGCAUAGUAGAAAAUAAGAAAACAGAAAAAAAAUUAUAAGAUGUGAACUUUUAUCAUGAAGCUCACAUUAGCAAGAAUUAAUGUAAUUUUAACUUUAAUUUAGUUUUUUUUUUUAAUUAUGUAAAAGUAAAGAUAUUAAAAGAAGAAAAAAAAAAAACCUGGGAAAUGGGAAAAACAAAGACUCUUAAUUUUUGCUGUGUAUUUUGAUUUGUAUUUUGUACUAUAGAUGAUGAUAAAGAUAAAUUAGGGGGAGGGGUGUGCCUAUCUAAUUUGUUAGAAAAAGAGCUAUGUAAGUCUUUAUGCUCAUAGUUCAAUCUUGUUAUUAUGAGAAAAUAAAUAAUGUGGAAUGGAAUGGUGUAUCAUGAAGCUCA